Molecule: messenger RNA, 2082 nt
Organism: Brassicogethes aeneus
Lineage: Eukaryota; Metazoa; Arthropoda; Insecta; Coleoptera; Nitidulidae
Source: the annotation of a GenBank genome assembly
AUGAAUGAUUUUCAGGAAUGCAAGAACACGGCCGAUUUGGUACCCCUAUAUCUUCCGCAAAAGUUAUUUUUGAAACCAAUAUCAAAAAUUAACAUCUCUUUACAGCUUCCAAAUGUGAAGAAUCAAACGAAAAGCAUUUCCCAUAGGGAGAUAAUGGAAAAGGUUCAGGAAUUGAUACUUCCAGAAAAAUUUGCUUCAAUAAAAGUGGUUAAAAUGACUAUUGAGAUUGUAAGAUUAGAGGCUGAAUUGGAGACUAAAAAUAAGAUAGACUAUGCUAUUGAUAAGUUAAAAAACAGAAUGAUCAAACUUAAAGACUUCAGUGAUAUGAUGAGAGUAAAGGCUGGAAAGGCAAAAAUAAGUUUUCCCAAGAGGCAAGAAUGGGAUGAAUUUUUUCAUACUGAAAGAAUUAGAAAUCCAAAAACAGCAGGAAGACCAGACACAAUUCAUCUAUCAAAACUACCCACUAAAUGGUUUGUACCACCUCACCUUGCACAUGACGAAGAAGCUUUGCCUUCAGAAAAAAUACUGUAUAGGAUAUUUGAAAAAUUUGGGAGAAUUAGAAAUGUUGACAUUCCUAUAUGUGAUCCUUACAGGAAAAAAAUGAAAGACCACAUUUCAGGUCUGCAGACAACAACAUUUGAUAAAACAGAUUAUUUUGAAGGGUAUGUGCAAUUCAAAGAUUACAUAGGGUUUACUGAUGCAAUGGAUGCACUUUGUGGUAUGAAAUUGGUUCAUAAGGAAGAUGAUGGGGCUGUUGAAACCAAUAUUGUUGCGGAUUAUGAUAAAACUAAACAUUUAAGUGAGGCAACAAUUAGGAGAAGGGAAAUAGUGAGAGAGAGGUUGAUUAAAAAGGCUAGGGAAAAAGAGGAAAAGGAUAAAAGGGACUUGGAAAACAUACAAAGGGAACAAGAGAUACUAAGAGAAAAAGACCAAGAUCUUAAAAACCAAAAAGAAAGACAACGAAAAUUAAGGGAAGAAAGAAGAAAAUCCAAGGUACUGGAAAAGUUAAAAAUAUCUGGUUCUGAUGAAAUUAAUGAAAAAAUAGCUAAAGAAGAAAAAAAAUUAAUGAAGGCUCAAAGAAAACUGGAAGCUAUUAGAUUGGUUGAAGAGUUAUUUAGGAGAAUCAAAGAUAAACAGGCAGAAGUAGGUCUAAAUGAGAUGCAAAAAAAUAUAGGACAUCAAGAGCUAAAAAUGUACAAAAACACUAGUGAAUUAGCAGUUUUAACACAAAAGGAAAAACUUCAUAAUGCCAUUAAAGGCAGGGUCAUGCUAAAAACUAUUCUUUUAGAUGGGAGAAGAAGGUCUUCAUCAAGUUCUUCAUCUUUAUCUCUUGAAGAUGAAAAUAAAGGCCAAAGAAAAAUAAUGCCCAUAGAUGUCAAUUACAAUGCACCAAUGCAAUUACCACAAAUUCCUUAUGAACCAUGGAUGGGUUUUGCCUACCAUAUGCCUCAGGGUAUCAUGUAUCCACCUCCAAAUGUGUACCAUACUGGUAUGGAAAACAAUUUUCCAGGACCUUCCAGGGGUGGAUUUCGUGGAAGAGGUAGGGGUUAUAAUCCCAGAUUUCGUGGAGGCUACCGUGGCAGAAGACAUCUUCCCGAUGAGGAAUAUUCUCGGUACUUUACCAAAUUUCUCGACGAUCACGAUAAUAGGCACACUCGUAGUUCCAGAUCGUUUUCAAGAGGUCGGUCUAAAAGUCCUUCCAGGAGAAGAUCCUACACCAAGUCCAGGUCAAGGUCAUAUAGCCGUUGCAGAUCUAGAUAUAGAUCCAGUUCUAGGUCUAGAUCAAGAAGUAAAAGAAGAUACACUAGAAGUAGAUCCAGAUCACGAUCCGUAUCAGAAACCAAAAGAUCUAAAAGCGAUAAAAAAAGUAGAAGUAGAUCCAGGUCACGUUCUAGAUCCAAAAAAGACAGGGUACAAAGCCCGCGAACAUCUCCAAGAAAAUUAAAGGAAAAAUCACGAUCAAAAUCCAGGGAAAAAGUUAAUAAGUCAGUUGAAAGGAAAUCAAGAUCAAAAUCGUGGUCGCUUCCAAAAGAAGGAGAACCAAGGAACAGAUCAUGGUCUAAAUCUCCAGACAAAAAUUAG